Molecule: messenger RNA, 3405 nt
Organism: Carassius gibelio (silver crucian carp)
Lineage: Eukaryota; Metazoa; Chordata; Actinopteri; Cypriniformes; Cyprinidae
Gene: guca1d
Product: guanylate cyclase activator 1d
Exons: 4
Coding region: 504-1076 (190 amino acids)
Molecular function (GO): calcium ion binding; calcium sensitive guanylate cyclase activator activity
Source: RefSeq, a predicted model, not a curated record
CUAUAUUUACUUGCAGUCUUUAAAAUGAUUGUUUAUAGAUUUUUUAUUUAUUUAUAUAUUUAGCCAAAAUUGUCAAAUUUUUAUGUGAUGUUGUCAGCUAUAAUUUGAAAACAAUGAUCAGUAUCAACCAGAAUUUUAUCACUCCUAUUUAAGUUUUAAACGUAUUUUGUAAAAAUAAGAGUUAGUCUUCAUUGAGAGAUGGCUGGAUCAGUCUAACUGUUAUAUCUCCCAGGACUGUAAGAAAGCAAAGUGUGAGGUGGCCUCUGAUGCACUCUGCACUACAAUGACCGCACAAACGCUUCAUCUGCAGGCUGAACGCUCUUAUACAAACAUUCUCUACUCUGUGCCAGUUACUCUAUAACAGUCAGGCCUUGCCAUUAUCCCAUUAGCAGUAGUUAUUUUAAGGCUUUUUAUUGGUACCUGGAUCUAAUAGGUUUAGACAUUCAGUAUCCUGGAGGCCAGUCUGCACUUCGCAGUCGGAGCUCACAGGACCAGCGAGGGUCAUGGGGAACACACACACAAGUAUGGAAGACAUCCUCGCUGAGGACAUGCACCACUGGUAUAACAAAUUCAUGCGGGAGUCUCCAUCAGGUCUGAUCACACUUUUUGAACUCAAGUCCAUCCUGGGACUGCAGGGGAUGAAUGAGGAUGCCAACAGUUAUGUGGACCAAGUGUUCUUCACUUUCGACAUGGAUGGGGAUGGAUACAUCAAUUUUGUGGAAUAUAUCGCUGCUAUCAGCUUAAUGCUCAAGGGAGAAAUCAACCAGAAGCUCAAAUGGUACUUUAAACUUUUUGACCAGGAUGGCAACGGAAAAAUUGACAAGGAUGAAUUGGAAACAAUAUUUACUGCUAUACAAGACAUUACAAGAAAUCGUGACAUUGUGCCAGAGGAAGUAGUGGCUCUUAUAUUUGAAAAGAUUGAUGUUAACGGAGAAGGGGAACUGACGCUCGAGGAGUUCAUUGAAGGAGCCAAAGAUCAUCCUGACAUUAUGGAUAUGCUGAAGAAAUUGAUGGACCUCACCCCAGUCCUGGUCAUUAUUAUUGAAGGGCGACAGAAACCAAUCAAUGGGAGUUAGGUGGGUUAAACGUCAACUUAAGGACAGAGAAACCAGAAAAUUCCCCACCUGAAAACCAAAUGAUUUCAGAGUUUGGUAUUCCCACUCUUGAGGAACAGAUGCAGCUUCCCACCACACCUGGGUGAUCUCUUCAACAGAAAAACAUGGGGAACUUUGGGAAGACUUUCACCCAAGCAUUGUGCUGUCUGACCCCAGUGGAGAUACCAAGCCUUGCAUCUGAGCUGUCCUCAGCUGAACAUUGAACUUCUAAUGCUAUAAGGGUUUCAAGAGACUAAGGAACUGCUGACAAGGCUUAGGAGUGAGCAAUGUGGGGCUUUUUAAGGAAAGGCUCAGUGGAGAACACUGAGCGCGUGUCUAGUGACUUUCAUUAGGUGAGCACAUCAACUGUUUAUGGCAUUACUAUAUUGCCCUAAGAGUGAACUCUGAGACAGUACAUUGCCGACGUAGCCUGAAUUGCCCUUAAAACUGUGAAAUUAAUGUAAUUAAUUAAUUAAUAGAAUAUAGAGCAGUGGUUCUCAACUGUUUUAUAAAGGACAUCCAAUGGCAACCCAAGUUUACUGUUCAAAAUGUACCGGUAAAUAAAAAAAAAGUCUAUAUAAUGUUGUAUAUUACAAUAAACAAUAUUUGGCCACAAAAGGCUGACAUCUUUGAUUAUAUUAACCAUGUGGGAAGUUGUGCCUGUUUUGCCGUCAGUGACCAAUCAGAACAGACCUAAGACCCAUUUCUCAUUUGAGACCCACCAGUUGAGAACCACUGAUAUAACAUCACAAAUAAAGCACUUUAUCAAGGGAAAGUAUCAAACUUACCUGAUAAAGUUAGCUGUGGUUGUAGGUGCAAAAGAAAUUCAUUAAAUGCAUUUCCAUAUAUCAUCUUUUUAGCUGAUCUAAACUUUGCUGUCAAAACAGUAAAACGAAAAGUCUUAACAAUUAUUAAUUGCAUAUUCCAAACUUGCAUAUACUAUACUCAAACCAUUCAAAGGUUUGAGUUCGGUAAGAAUUUUGUUUAAUUUACUAUUUUAUUUUGGGAGAAAAAAAUCUUCAGUAAGGACACAUUAAACUGAUCAAAAGUGACCAAAUGCAAAAUCAAAGUAAUCAAAACAUUGUGCAAAAAGUAUCAGUUUCCACACAAAAAAAUUAAGCAACACAGCUGUUAAUUUAAAUUGUAAUAGUAUUUCACUAUAUUACUGUUUUUACUUUAUUUUUAUCAAAUAAAUGCAGCCUUUGGUGAGCUUUAUGCUCAAAAACACAUUACAAAAUCUUACUGACCCCAAAAAUCUGAAUUUGUAAUGCACAUAUUUAAAUGUAUAUUUCUGAGGUCUGCAUGUGUUUGUUUUUCCAGUCUUGAGUCUUCUGGAGAACCCUUGCACUGGAAAGCACAGGCAAAUCACAAAAUGACUUUUACUAUUGGAAAUAUUUUAAAAGCAUCACUAGUAAGCAGAUACGUUUGUCUUGACUGAGGCUUGAUCUCUAACACAAAAUUUAAAUUGUGCAAUUAUAGCAUACAAUAGAUAAUCACUAGUGAGACAUUGUUCAGUUGAUGCACACCAGAGACCGGGGCCUUGUUUAUAAACUGUGACCCUGGAGCUGAAAACCAGUCUUAAGUAGCGAAGGUAUAAUUGUAGAAAUAGCCAACAAUACAUAUAUGGGUCAAAAUUAUCAAUUUUUCUUUUAUGCCAAAAAUCAUUAGGAUAUCAGAUAAAGAUCAUGUUCCAUGAAGAUAUUUUGAAAAUCUCCUAACGUAAAUAUAUCAAAACGUAAUUUUUGAUUAGUGAUAUGCAUUGCUAAGAACUUCAUGUGGACUUUGAAGGCGAUUUUCUCAGUAUUUAGAUUUUUUUGCACCUUCAGAUUGUGUACAAGCAUACGCACAAAAAAAGUGCACAAAUCUGCUUAGAACCUGAAGUGACAAUAAGCACUAUUCAACAUCAAUGAUUGAUUUUUAUAAAAUAUGAACAUUGGCAUGGAUUUUGUGUUAUAAAUGUGGUCCCAGAACUAAGGCAGUAUAUGGACUUUAUUUAGCAUGAUUUGAGUUCCACAGCUGUUUUUGUUAUGUUGAGUUGGCACCUUCACAAGAAGACAAGUGUGAACUGUUCGUGAUUUCUUUGUUUUUUUAAAUAAUGUUUUUAAUGAAAGACACAAAUCCUCGAUAUGAAGCUUUGAGAUUAUCGUUUUCACCCUAUACUUCACACUUGCCUACGGUGACAAAUCUCUGUAUUUGAUGAUUUUCACUCUAGAAAUAUUUCAGGAAAAACAAUGAGGUACUUAGAAUCAGGUAAUAUGUCAACUGGUAUGGAACUUUUAUGUUGCCUUAUUAAUAAAAUGGGUUAAAAGUU